ACUUGAGCACCGUCUCUGAUCUUAGUGAGCUGAUUCUCGUGCAACUGACAGUUCCUUGAUCUUGAGACUUCGAGGAAACUAUGCCGCGAUCUUUAUGCGAUUCUUCUCGCAUAGUUCGAUGGUGACAGUGAAUUGUUUUCAUAUAGUGCGCGCUGCCAUUUCUCCUUAUAUGUUGCAAGAAACCGGAAACGAACCAAAGCAAUGCUCUUGCGGUUUUUCGGCCUCAGCAUCCUGAUAACACAGGCGUUCGCAACGGUCAAUCAAACAAUUGAGGUGAUACCUGAUUCCUACGUAAACGCGACCGACAACACGCUAUGGAGAACAUUAUUAGAAGAUUGCAAAAUUCCUACAGCGCAAUGCGUGGAGAGAAAUAUGUACAAAUACCUGAAACAAGUCCUAGAAUAUCCCAAAGAUUACAGUGUAACAAGUUUCCUAAAAUUCGCGAAAAACUCCUUAAAUUAUACGCAACCAGCAAACGAUGAGGGUUUGGAGGAUGAUGAGGAUCAGCAAAGAAGUACCAUAGAUGAGAUGUCGAAGACUUUUCAGGAACAAGGGUUCAAGUUUUUGAUGACCCACGACCUGGAGGUGCAGAUGCCAGAUACAUUCUUUGAGGGGGCUACUUUGAAGAUUGCACCAAGAAGCUUGGAGACCAACGGGGCAGUAGUUAAAUUGGAGUGGAUACCCAAAGAGAUUCCUGAGGAUGCUGUAGAAGGAAGGAUCUUCCUCAAGAAAAUAAAGAAGAAAAUUUCACAAAAACUGCUCUAUGCUCUGCUGGCCGUCCUAGUAGUCAUUAAAUUAUUGGCUGUGAAAUUCCUCUUUUUCCUACCAAUGCUCAUGGGUGUAGCCGCUGCGAAGAAACUGCUCAUCAAAAUCUUGUUCUUCGUCUUCCCAGCGAUAAAACACCUUUUCAAACUUUGCCCAUACGUACCUCACGGAACCAAAUAUCAUCAUCACAAACAUCAAAUAGCCCACAUACAUCACCUUGGAGGAGUCCACCAUCAUCCUCAUCACCAUGACGACGGCAUCGAGAUAAUACAUCCCCACGCUGAUGGACCACCAAUUCUUGGAGGAAGCUCUCUUCAUCAUUUCGUAGACAUUGAUCCACCUCAUUCACCUUCGUAUAAGCCACAUGAACAUGAUUUAGAGUAUUACAGUGGUGGACCAGGAUUGGGCGAAGACAUUAUAACUAACCGGAAGGACCCGUACAUGGAAGACAACGAGAUCCCAGGUCAAGGCCAUGGACGACCCACUAAGAAAAAUCCGAAGAGACCUCUUACGCCUGCAGAGAUAGAGAACAUGGUAUUGAAAGCCGAAAAGGAAGCAAUGCUAAAGGCAAAACUACAACUAGAGAAAAAACGGAUACAAGAAGAAAACGCCCUCCUCCAAGAGCAACUACGCCAAGCAAUCAAAAUCCAGGAACAGCUGAAAAUCCAACAGAUGAACAUCAUCAGCAAGACCAACCCAGUAUUCAAAAAUUCUGUACCCACAGUUCCCAGUCCGUUUCUACAGAGCCCACCACCAGCUCCAAUGGACAAGAUCUUCAACUCAAACAACGCCUUCUCUGUACCAAAUCAACUUAUGACGCGACCAAUUUUGAAGUUUACUGGUCCUCAGGCUAAUAUGGUGCCAAAUUCUGUGAUGUCUUAUCACGGGGGCGUCAAUGAGGUUCAUCAGGGAACGGCAACAGUUUCCAAACAGGGUGUUGGUCAAUCGUCGAAGGUAGCUUAUGGAGCUUCAGACAAAUUUGGUGUGCCAGUUUCUGAAGUGCACAAAAAUCAAGAGACUGCUGAUACGCCCAAGAUUGAUCUCCAGAAAGCGAUACAGAAGGCAGCUAGCAUUACCUUUGAUCCAUUUUACAGUCCCAUAUUAAUGAAAAUUGAUAAGAUACUAGUGAAUCUGGGCUAUACCGAUGAGCCUUGCAAAGAAAGACUGAUUUGUUUUAUGUAUAAAAGUCCAGAGAAGUAUAGUCCUCACAGCAACUUGCUUUCCAAUGAACUGAGCAGGGAGCCUCAGGAUCUCCAAAAACCUACCAAUCCUAACGCAGCAGUGUUGAGAUUCUUCAGAUAUUUCCAAGCAGCGAGGGAUGGACAAGAAAGAAACGAUUGCAUCAAGUUAUACACCGGUUGUAACGUCUUAGGUAGUGAAUUGUGAAACAAUAAUAACAAAAAGAAUUGAAAAAACCUAAGAAUGAACACUAGUCCUAUGCAAUUCUAAUUUAACUAUUUCCAUUAUGUAAUAGUUAACAAUUAGAUAAGAUGAUUAUUUUUAUUCGAUAGUUUCAGAAUAUUAUUUAAAAAAAAAAUGAGUAGAUUAAACAUGAGAAUCUCAGAGAGUUCUCAUUCUAACCGAUCGAAUAAUAGGUGUGUUUGUUAGUGAAUGUUUUUUUUUGCCAAGGGUUAUUUUACAUGCUAGUACUAGUUUGAUGUUUAAAAAUGCCCGUUUUGGUGGAAAUUUUGGCUCCUUCAGUUAUAGUGAUAAAAGCUCUUCAUCCUCAAUAAUUUAUUUAUUUAUUUAUUUAGGUAUUUAUUAUAGGUUAAGUUCUUAUUUAUUUUCACUCAGUCAUGAUCUACUUUCUUCAUGUCUUUUUGGAGAUGUGCCAUUUUAAGGGUUUAAAUAUUUCACUGAUAUAUGUAUAUUCGCCUCAAGGAUCAGAUAUUGCUAUCAGUAGUUUUUGCUCAAGAGAAGUAAUAUAGUUAUAAGAUUUCAAAUUCUGAUCCUAGAUAGUGACUAUACAUGAAACGUUUCCAUCUACUUCAUAGAACUGAUGAUUCAAGGUCUUACAAUCAAUGCUUAUUGUCAUUGUGGUGUUCCGUGAUACAUCUCUUGUUAUCAUGAAGUGUUGUAAAAUUUAUGGUGUUUUGUUUCCCAAUAAAUAUUGUAAUUCUG
Messenger RNA from Harmonia axyridis, 2886 nucleotides. RefSeq lists its product as uncharacterized. The record is from RefSeq and is a predicted model, not a curated record. Bases 202 to 2151 code for a protein of 649 amino acids. The transcript is spliced from 5 exons. Lineage: Eukaryota; Metazoa; Arthropoda; Insecta; Coleoptera; Coccinellidae.